AUGGAAACCAAACUACUUCAUGUAGGAGGAGGAAUUCCAGCUGUGACAACUACAGAAGCAGAUAGAACAGUUUCGACAGCAACUACGACUUCACAAGGUGAGACAGCUGUAGUAACUACCCAAUGUCCAGCAGAUUCUUCGUCCAGUACAAGCAUUCUCACCACCAGAGAAACAGUAGAAUCAUCAGAACAAUCUACAAUGCUUUUGCUUCAACAGUCUCAGGGCGUUUCUUUUACUUUACCCGGCAGUCUCCUGGGUCCGGAGUACAGUAUGUCAUUCUCAGAAGAAGGUUUUACGGGAGAUACAUUCAAACUCCCAUCUUUGGAAUUUAGCGAACCUAUGGGAAGCUUCGAAGUGCCACCAGAGAGUACUGCUGUAGCUAGCAGCUUAGAAGAGAUAUUCCAACCAGAAUUCACUUCUAUAACUACUUGCGCAGUUCCGACCACCUCUUUGUCCGAUCUCACCAGCAGUUCCACUGUGAUGGUUACAGCUACGGGCACUCUCCCCAGCUUUGAAGAAACAUACUCUCCAAGGUAUCGCCGCGAUGUGGCACAACCGGAAGUUUUUUCCUUCAAAUAUGAAGACCUACCGUCACAACAGCUAGAACAUUCUAGCGUGAUUGAGAGCUUUCCACCCUCGCUAGUUGGUAUGCAACCUUCAACCUCAUCUUUUCCUUUUCAGUCUUCGCAAUCAAUGGAACUCUAUAGGACAGAGGGACCGGAGCUGUCCUCCUUUAUUUCUCCAGUCAUUCCACUUUCGCAGUCUCCUUCAGCUGCUUAUGUAGCUCAUAGUUACCCAAGCCCACCGGCAACAGUGCACGAGCCAACUUUUCCACAAACUAGAUACCUGGAACACCAGCAAACUUCACCUCAUUCUACGUACCAAGAAGCUUCCUCUUUUCCUGCAGCCUUACAAAUCCUACCACUGCACGAGAGCCCGACAUUUGGCUUACAGUCCGGUCAGUCAUCUUCAGAAAUUCCUUUUCUAACUGAAGGAACAUCGCCCUCAACUAGUGCAACCCCCAAGAUACUAAGGCGAGCUUCUGUUCCAAUUACAAGUUCCAUGGCUAUUCAAACAAGCCAACCGCCAUGUCUCCGUGCCCACUCUUCUCCACCCACACCUACAACAACAGAGCCCACCCCCUCUACUUCCCAGCUUUGUGCAGUAUGUGGAGACAAUGCUGCUUGUCAACAUUAUGGAGUUCGUACAUGUGAAGGAUGCAAAGGGUUCUUCAAGCGCACAGUCCAGAAGGGAGCGAAAUACGUUUGUCUCGGAAAUAAAGAUUGUCCAGUGGACAAACGUCGCCGCAAUCGAUGUCAGUUUUGUCGUUUUCAGAAAUGUCUUGCUGUUGGUAUGGUCAAAGAGGUGGUCAGGUCAGACAGCUUGAAAGGUCGUCGUGGUCGGCUACCCUCUAAACAUAAGUCUUACCACGAGUCGCCACCAUCGCCUCCCGUCAGUCUGAUUACCUCGUUGGUUCGUGCUCACGUGGAUGCAUCUCCAGAUAUUGCCAGCAUGGAUUAUUCUCAGGUACAAAUCACUGAAAAAAGUAUUUUUCAAGAGCCAUCGUCAAGUGAAAAUCCCCUUUCAGACUCUGAACAAGUCCAUCAGACUCUCAGUCUAAUAACUUCAUCCUUGGAAGUUAUUCGAAUAUUCGCUGAAAAGAUUCCUGGCUUCCCAGAACUCAAUAAAGAAGACCAAGAACUUUUGUUUCAAUCAGCUUGUCUUGAACUGUUUGUUCUCCGACUGACAUAUUGUAUGAAGCCAGAUGAUGACAGAUUAACAUUCUGUAAUGGAUUGGUUCUCCAUAAAGAACAAUGCCGUCGAGGCUUUGGUGACUGGAUAGAUGCUAUUGUGGAUUUUGCCAGGUGUCUUCACUCCCUAGAAAUUGACAUCUCAGCAUUUGCAUGUCUUUGUGCCUUGGUCUUAGUAACAGAACGACAUGGUCUAAAAGAGCCUGAGAAAGUGGACCAGCUACAAAUGAAGAUUGUUGGCGCUUUGCGUGAUCAUGUGACUUACAACAGUGAAGCCCAGAAAAAAGCAAAUUACUUCUCACAUAUUCUGGCUAAAAUUCCCGAUCUUCGAUCACUUAGUGUUCAAGGACUUCACCGGUUGUUCUACUUAAAACUUGAAGAUAUCGUGCCUGUACCCCCACUUAUCGAUGGUUUGUUUUUGUCCGGCAUUCCUUUCUAAAGCUGUCUAACUUAUUAUUCAGGUGCUUC
This is a messenger RNA of Limulus polyphemus (Atlantic horseshoe crab), 2219 nucleotides long. Its product is annotated as nuclear receptor subfamily 4 group A member 2-like. Bases 1 to 2190 code for a protein of 729 amino acids. Gene Ontology annotation, biological process: regulation of transcription by RNA polymerase II; cellular response to corticotropin-releasing hormone stimulus. The transcript is spliced from 9 exons. Gene Ontology annotation, cellular component: nucleus; transcription regulator complex. The record is from RefSeq and is a predicted model, not a curated record. Gene Ontology annotation, molecular function: zinc ion binding; RNA polymerase II cis-regulatory region sequence-specific DNA binding; nuclear receptor activity. NCBI's taxonomy places the organism in Eukaryota, Metazoa, Arthropoda, Merostomata, Xiphosura, Limulidae.